Messenger RNA from Plasmodium vivax (malaria parasite P. vivax), 1671 nucleotides. Its product is annotated as 26S proteasome regulatory subunit rpn11, putative. NCBI's taxonomy places the organism in Eukaryota, Apicomplexa, Aconoidasida, Haemosporida, Plasmodiidae. Gene Ontology annotation, biological process: protein deubiquitination; proteasome-mediated ubiquitin-dependent protein catabolic process. Gene Ontology annotation, cellular component: proteasome regulatory particle, lid subcomplex. The record is from RefSeq and is a predicted model, not a curated record. Gene Ontology annotation, molecular function: metallopeptidase activity; protein binding; proteasome binding. The transcript has 3 exons. Bases 495 to 1430 code for a protein of 311 amino acids.
GGACCCCCUUCUGCUUCCCCCGCGAGUACCAAAAUGCGCGCGUGAACUCACGGCCACCCAAACCGUCCCUCAUUUUUCCCAUUACCAGAGCGAACAGAGCGAGGGAAUAUACAUAUAUGUAUAUAAUACAUAUAUUUAUGCAUAUGUGCCCCCCCUUGAACCUCCAGGGAGUGAAGAGGCGAACAGGCCGCCGCAUAACCCCAUGUGCACCCACACGACUGUCCGCCAUUCGUACGCACUCCCAUGCGAACACGCGUACACCGUGGAAGAGUCAACACCCCAGGGGAUCUCCCAUCUCCGAGUGAGCCGCAUUCCCCCUCAGCAUACAGUACUUACGGAUAAUCUUCACCUCGACGUGCUCUCCCCGCGCCAAGUUUGCAAAAAGAUAAGUGCGUUUAUAUAUAGCUUACCCAUUGGUACGAUCUCUUAGUGGGCGAACCAACCCCACAAAUUUGCCAUCCCAGUUUACCGCUCGACCUACCACUACCAAAUAAAUGGCGGGAAUUCCCUCCUCCCUGCGCGAGCUGUUUUAUUCCUUCUCGGACGGAAAUGGAAUGAACAAUGAGGCGCUGGCGGACACCAGCGAGCAGGUGUACAUCUCCCCCCUCGCCCUCCUGAAGAUUUUGAAGCAUGGCCGGGCUGGAGUGCCCAUGGAAGUGAUGGGGCUGAUGCUGGGCGAAAUAGUAGACGAGUACACCAUCCGAAUUGUGGACGUCUUUGCCAUGCCGCAAUCAGGCAACAGCGUGAGUGUGGAGGCAGUGGACCCCGUGUACCAAACGAACAUGCUAGAGGAAUUAAAAAAAACGGGAAGACACGAAAUGGUUGUUGGCUGGUACCACUCCCACCCAGGCUUUGGCUGCUGGCUCUCCGGAACAGAUGUAAACACGCAGAAAAGCUUUGAGCAAUUAAACCCGAGGACAAUUGGAGUAGUCGUAGACCCAAUCCAAUCCGUCAAAGGAAAAGUCGUGAUCGAUUGCUUUCGAUUAAUAAACCCACAUAUGCUCAUGCUCGGACAAGAGCCCAGACAAACCACCUCAAAUAUUGGCUACCUCACCAAGCCAACCCUAACAGCGCUUGUACACGGCCUGAACAGAAACUACUACUCCAUAGUUAUAAAUUAUAGAAAAAACGAGUUGGAAAAAAAUAUGCUUUUAAAUUUACACAAAGAUGUUUGGGGCAACCCCUUAAAGCUAAUUGACUUUAAUGAGCAAAAGAAAAAUAUCGACGAAAAUUUGGACAGCAUUAAAAAGCUUACAGCUCUGUAUAACAAGAAUUUACGAGGGGAGAUGAAGAAAACUAAUCAGGAGAUUAUUUUGGAGAAUAUCGGCAAGAUAGAUGCCAAGAAGAGGAUCCAAAACUCCGUGGAAACGUUGCUGAACGAUUCGAUUCUCACCUGCAUCGGAACCAUGGCAAACACUCUCUUCUUUUAGCCCCCCGCGGUGCAAGAGAAAGAUAAAUUACAUACUUAACUAGCUAGCUAUGUACCCACCUACCUACCUGCCUACUUCUUUCAUUCUUUUUUUUUUUUCCGUAAUGGCACACCUACCUGGUGAUGGAGGCAUGCGGAACGAUUCUCCUUCUACGGUGCGAACCUUCGACGAGGUGGCCCCCAUUAUUGGCCAUGCAAGACGGCCCAGAAUUAGCCGUCCAUGUAUAUGCGGAUCGCCAUAC